AUGGACCGCAUUCGCUCGUUCCGUCCCACGCGGGACUUACUUGCCUUCUUCUCGAAGAAGGAAGAGGAGGCUGCCGAGUACGAGCCUCUGACUGCAGAUACCAGCUUUAUCAACGACCCGUCUACGGACCUCGACGAUUCUACAGAACCGACCUUCUCAUGGAUAGAAUAUGGCAUAUUCGCGUUGCUAGGCGUGGCCAUGCUUUGGGCAUGGAAUAUGUUUCUCGCCGCGCAGCCGUACUUUCAAGCACGGUUUCAAGCCGACCCCUGGGUACAAGACAACUUCAUGUCCGCGAUUCUUACCGUCUCGACAUUCACGAACCUCGGCGCCAUGGUCAUCCUCAGCAAUAUCCAGUACUCUGCAUCGUACCCGUUCCGCAUCAACUUGGCUCUAUAUAUCAAUGUCGCAGCCUUCGCCCUACUGGCGCUGUCUACACGCAUCUUCCUCGACCUGGCACCAGCCGCAUACUUGACAUUUAUCCUCAUCAUUGUCGGCAGCACGGCUUAUGCCGCCGGACUGAUUCAAAACGGGGCCUUCGCCUUCGCUGCAAGCUUCGGUCGGUCAGAGUACACUCAGGCCAUCAUGGCAGGCCAAGGCGUGGCCGGCGUGCUACCACCACUGGUACAAGUCAUAUCGGUGCUUGUGGCUCCUCCAGCAGACACGAGCACUCACGCCAGUGCUGCAGAUAACGACGAGGGCAAGGCUGCCUUCUUGUACUUUGUCACUGCCGUCGUUGUGUCCCUUGUGGCACUCGUGGCUUUCGUGCCCCUGGUCCGGCGUCACGAUCAACUAGUUGAAAACCGGAUGGCUGAGCACAUGGCAGCAUCGAUGAACUCGAUCGAGGAGGCUGAGCGAGCCGCUCGCAAGGUGGUCAGCAUGACGACACUCUUCAAGAAGCUGCACUGGCUGGCUGGCGCAGUCUUCAUGUGUUUUGUGGUUGCCAUGUUCUUCCCAGUUCUCACGCCAAAGGUCUUGUCAGUGGUGCCAUCUGAGGAUGCGCCUACACUUCUGAAGCCAUAUGCGUUCAUUCCCCUGGCGUUCUUCUUCUGGAACCUCGGGGAUCUGAGCGGACGAUCCGCCGCCCUCGUCCUGCCGCUUCGCGACCGGCCAGCGGUGCUUUUCGUCUUCAGCAUUGCCCGCUUCCUAUUCUUGCCGCUGUAUGCCCUCUGCAACCUGAACGGGAAAGGCGCGGCGAUCAGUAGUGACGCAUUCUUUCUCCUGCUGGUCCAGUUCCCUUACGGGCUUACAAACGGGUGGCUUGCCUCCAACUGCAUGAUGGCGUCAAGCGAAUGGGUCGAGGAGGGCGAGCGGGAGGCCGCUGGCGGCUUCAUGGGCAUGUGCCUCGUCGCUGGCCUCGCUGCUGGCAGCAUGCUCAGUUUCACGGUGGCGGGGGUAUAG
Microdochium trichocladiopsis is the source of this 1398-nucleotide messenger RNA. RefSeq names its product nucleoside transporter family. Gene Ontology annotation, biological process: nucleoside transmembrane transport. The transcript is spliced from 2 exons. Gene Ontology annotation, molecular function: nucleobase transmembrane transporter activity; nicotinamide riboside transmembrane transporter activity. The record is from RefSeq and is a predicted model, not a curated record. Lineage: Eukaryota; Fungi; Ascomycota; Sordariomycetes; Xylariales; Microdochiaceae. Bases 1 to 1398 code for a protein of 465 amino acids. Gene Ontology annotation, cellular component: plasma membrane; fungal-type vacuole membrane.